UGUGUGAGGCUAGAUAACCUUGUGGCCCACGGACGAAUGAAUGAAAACGAGGCAAGGAAUAAAUUUCAACAGAUUCUUGGUGCUAUUAGCUAUUGUCAUCAAAAACGUGUAGUUCACAGAGACCUUAAAGCUGAAAACCUGCUUCUAGAUGCAGAGAUGAACAUCAAAAUAGCAGAUUUUGGAUUUAGUAACUACUUUGAACCUGGUAAAUGUCUUUCAACGUGGUGUGGAAGCCCCCCAUAUGCUGCCCCAGAACUGUUUGAAGGAAAACAAUAUGAUGGGCCAAAAGCUGAUAUUUGGAGUUUGGGGGUGGUUCUCUACGUGCUUGUCUGUGGAGCACUUCCAUUUGAUGGUAGCACGCUUCAAAGUUUACGAACUCGGGUUCUGGCUGGAAAAAUUCGUAUACCUUUUUUCAUGUCUACAGAAUGUGAGCAUCUGAUCCGGCACAUGUUAAUAGUGGAUCCACAAAAAAGGUUUACAAUACAACAAAUUAUCGAGCACAAGUGGAUGCAGCAGGGAGGUCCUUAUCCCGAGUUUGAAACAUUGAUAGAGCAGCAAAAGAUGGGAGUUUUGGAUGAAAGUGAACCAGUUAAUGAAUUAAUCAUCGAACACAUGCUUCAACUUCCUGGGGUGUCCAGUGAACAAAUUGCCAAGGUGAUAACAACGAAAUAAA
Molecule: messenger RNA, 673 nt
Organism: Limulus polyphemus (Atlantic horseshoe crab)
Lineage: Eukaryota; Metazoa; Arthropoda; Merostomata; Xiphosura; Limulidae
Product: serine/threonine-protein kinase SIK3-like
Exons: 4
Biological process (GO): microtubule cytoskeleton organization; intracellular signal transduction; protein phosphorylation
Cellular component (GO): cytoplasm
Molecular function (GO): ATP binding; tau-protein kinase activity; protein serine/threonine kinase activity
Source: RefSeq, a predicted model, not a curated record